This is a messenger RNA of Ambispora leptoticha, 5121 nucleotides long. The record is from the annotation of a GenBank genome assembly. NCBI's taxonomy places the organism in Eukaryota, Fungi, Glomeromycota, Glomeromycetes, Archaeosporales, Ambisporaceae.
AUUUUAUUAGAACGUAUAUUAGGAUUGACAACCACAAAAAAUACGGGGAUUAGCAUAGCCGGCGAUUUGAUUGCCUACGCAGCUGGUUCUGUCGUCGUGUUAUACAAUCACAAGAAAAAUAAACAAGUUGGCUUUUUACAUGCGUCAUCAACAGCAUUACCUACUCCACCCACACAACUAUCCGCAAAUACUGCACCAUCAUGGUCUGGUGCUUUUCAAAAUCGACACACAAUAACAGGAGACGGAUUUGCGAACCCUUUGAUAAAUUCGUUAGGUAUUCUCGAUCCAGCCACUGCUGUUGGCGCAUCCUCGGCUGCUAGUUCCCCUAAAACAGCUGUUAGUAAUAAAGCAAAACCGAUAUCGUGUUUAGCUUUUUCACCGGAUGGAAAUUAUUUGGCUGUUGGUGAGACUGGUCAUCAACCCAGAAUUUUGAUCUGGGAUGUUAUAACUAAAACACUAGUAAAUGAAUUAAAAGGACACAAAUAUGGUGUAUUAGCUUUGGCAUUUUCACCAAAUAUGAAAUAUGUUGUGUCUUUGGGAUUUCAACAUGAUGGAUAUUUAAAUGUAUGGAAUUGGAAACAAGGAAUUAAAUUGGCGUGUAAUAAAGUCACAACAAAAGUUCACACAAUAGCAUUUAAUCGAAGUGGAUCGUACUUUGUUACUGCUGGUUUAAGACACGUAAAGUUUUGGUACUUUGAUUCCAAUGGAAAUUUACCUAAAAAACCAGCAGGUCAAUCAAUACAAAAAUCAUUAGUUCAGGUGCUGGAUGGACGGUCGGGAAUAUUGGGUGAUUUAAGAGAUCAUAAUUUUGUCGACGCAGUGUGCUGCGCGAAAUCCGAACACACUUAUUUUGUCACAUCAAGUGGUUUACUAUGUAUGUUUACCGAAGGGAGGAUGAUGGAUAAGUGGGUUGAAUUACAGGUUAAAGGUGCAUACUCCAUAGAUGUAAGCGAACAAUAUAUUGUAUGUGCAUGCACAAAUGGCAUAAUCAGACUUUUUGAGCCAAUCACCCUCAAAUACCUGGGCACGCUUCCAAAACCACACCCACUCGGUGUAGAUCUAAGCCUACAAACUGGAAACACAUAUCAAGGAAAUAGUAAUCCCAAUGACAUAUAUCCAGACACGGUUGCCGUAAAACUGGAUCGGGAAACCGGAAAACUAACGUGUUUGUACAGUGAUCGAAGCAUAUUUAUUUGGGAUAUAAAAGACAUUAAAAAGAUUGGAAAAUAUCGAAGUUUUUUGUAUCAUUGUGAUUGUAUAUGGGGAGUUGAGAUGAUUCCGAAUAGAGAUUCAACUACUUCAACAUUACCAGAAAAUACAUUUGUCACAUAUUCGUCGGACGGAACCAUCCGAUUUUGGAAUUUGGAUGCGAACAUUACUACUAAUAGCAAUAGUGUACAAAGUCCAACUCAUAUAGAUGCUAUAGUAAAUAAUAUUAAUCCGUUAUCGCCUGUUACACCACCAGGAGGAGGGACAUCAACAGGAGUAAGAAAAAAUAUAUACAGUAAAGAAUGCUUGAAAAUAGUAUAUGUCGAUCCAGACGGGACUUUUCGAAUGAGUGCUACAGGGAGUAAUCCAAAUGUUCAAGAAUUAACAGAUCCGAUUAAUUCUGAAUCCGGAAUUCGUGUAUUGAGAAUCAGUCCUGAUGGCAAGUUAAUGGCAUCGGGUGAUCGAGGAGGAAAUCUUCGAGUCCACGAUUUGGAAAAUUUCAAAGUAGUAACAUACCAAGAAGCUCACGAUGCCGAAAUUCUGAGUAUCGAAUUUUCUGAAGGUCGUGCAACGGGAGCACCAUAUCUAAUAGCGACCGCGAGUCGAGAUCGAAUACUGCAUAUUUUUGAUAUAAAUAAUAGUUUCCAGCUGAUACAGACGUUAGGUGAUCAUUCUGCGGCGAUAACAGCUGUGAAGUUUACUAAUGAUGGUGGCAGAUUGAUUAGUUGUGGUGCAGAUAAGAGUAUCAUAUUUCGAAGUCGACAGCAUUCUGGUGAUGCUCCUUAUUAUGUCACCUAUCAUAAUAUAUCGGGACGUGCAACUGUAUUCGACAUGGACAUUGAUGUUUCAAACCGAUACAUCGCAACGGUAUCUGGUGAACGUCGUCUAAACGUCUACCACAUCGAAUCUGGCAAAAAUGUCCGCUCCUACAAAUCAGAUACACCCGACGAAAUUAAUACUCCAGAUCAAGGAAGCCUUCAAAAAGUGAAUUUGGACCCUGGUGGUGUACUUGCUGUAGCCGGCGGAUCGGACAAGAGUAUACGUCUAUUUGAUUUCGCAAAUGGGACGAUACUUUCAAAAGCGUUGGGUCAUUCCGAAUUGAUCACCGGCGUGAAAUUCACGUCGGAUUGUCAGCGCAUUGUGUCGACUUCUGCUGAUGGUUGUAUUUUUGUGUGGAAGGUUUCGGAUGAAUUGGUAACGAAAAUGAGGAAAAAGUGGUUGGAUCGAAGUGGUGUGAAUGGUACUAAUUUCUUGGGCAGUACUUCGCCUAUUCCUCAAGAUUUACCGAACCCUGUUCAAACGGCGCUCAGAACUACAAUUCCGCCGGCCCAGAGACCUCAAACAAUGUUUUCUGAAACAGCGCCAAAUCAAAAUGAAGAUAGUAAUAGUUAUCUUGAAGGAUCUGAAUUCGUAGUUAGAAAACCAGUAAAAAAUAAAAGAUCCUUUAAUUCUCUCCCCUUGCCCGAAAGUCAUCAUGAAGAUGGAAACAGCACAACUUCAAACACAACUUCCAACACUUCUACUCCUCCCACACCCACAACAAAUUCAUCAUCAUCAACCUCACCACUUACCACGAAUAUUAAUACUAAUAACAAAAGGUUAUUCUUAAAAAGACCGACAUCGUUUGCAAACGAUGGUUCUUCCUCGACAAUGCGUAAUCGGAUACAAGCCCAUACUCAAAUUCGACCUGUUUCCGAUAUUUCUAUAAGUAGACUUCCACGCAUAUUUCCUAAUGCCAAUAACGGAAAUAAUGAAUCAAGUUCCACAACCCCGACACCUAAAGGUAAUAAUAAUAGUACUUGCACUAGUCCGCCACCUUCACGACGUGAAUCAUGGAAGUUAAAUUUACCCAAUUGGGCAAAGAGGUCUUUCAAGGAUAAGGAAGAAAAUAAUGACGGAGGAAUAGAUCAAGAAAAAGAAGGGACAGAUAAUGAUACGGCAAAUAAUAGUCUCAAUAAACCAACUUCAACGCUAACGGCAAUAUCACCGGUUAAAGACACUACACUAAAUCUCGACAAGAAAUUGCCUAUGAUACCAAGAUCAACGAAUCAGAGACAUAAAUCACAAAAUAAGCUAAGACAAGAUUCCACAAAUUCAUCAUUUGGGUUGUCGAAGAACACAGAAGUCUCCGAGAAUACUAAUAUUGCUCCCAGUGAAACACCAAACGAAGGGCUCGACAAUAUCAAUAAUAUAACUAGUGAGACAUCAUCAGUUCUUACUGAAGAUGAACUUCCAGGUGAUGAAUCUUCUUAUGAAGACACGGAAACUUUACGCCGUAGGAGUAGUAGUUUUGCUGCAAACAUAAAAACUGCCGGAUUUUCUGCAGGCAUAUCAAAAUCAGCAUCCGACAACGAAAAAGAUGUUGAAAAAUUAGAAAUGUACCUUCAAAGUCCCGUUGAACAAGGCUUUAACAAAGAUCAUAGUAUGCGAAACGAAAUGGAUUCAGGUGAUCAGUUAGUCAAUGAACAAAAAAAGAAAAAACGAGAAAGUCUCACCUAUAAAUAUCUUUCAGGUGGUCAUCAAAAGAAUUCAUCGCAAGAUUCAAGUGGACGAAAUAGUUUGGUUGAAGCAUUUUCAAGAAUGUUUAUGGGAGGAGGAAAAAAUAAUACGGAAAAUAAUGAUGGUACUGUUAUUGUUGAAGAUGAAGAUGAAGCUCAUGCCAAUAAAGACGCUGUUAAACAAGCGCUGGACAUAUUGGAAGGGAAAUCAGUUGAUAGUGAUGCCGUGAGUACAGAAUAUAAAACCGAAAUAAAAAAUGAUCCGAAUAUUAACAACAGUACCACAAAACCGGACCUUGUAACUUUAUACGCUGUGGAUGAAACUAUUUCAACACCUUCUUCUCCUUUAAUAUCAGAAUCGUCGACUUUGAAAGAUGCUGAGGAUGACAAUAAACGACGCAUUGAAUUCGUAUCAUCUGAUCAAAUAAGUCUAGAAACUACAAAAACAUUUUCAGCAGAGCUGUCACUCGAGCCACAAGAUGAUAUAAAAAAGAAUGAUAUGGAAUUAUCUCAAAAUGACGAUAUUGUUGAUGCUGAAGUUGAUAUUGCCAAAGAAAAUCAUAAUCAAGAGUCAAAAGAUAUUGUCAAAGAGAUUCAUAAUCAAGAAACAGAAGAUAUUACCAAAGAGAAUCAUCAUCAAGAAUCAAAAGAUGAUUAUGAUAAUAACGUAUCCUCAUCGAAUCUUUUAGAAGAAAAUAUAAAAGAGAAUGAUAACGCUGAAAAAAGCAAUAAAGGAUUAGAAUUUGAAAUGACUAUUAAUUCCGCCUCAUCUACUACUGAUAUUAAUAGGAGAGAUCAAGUCUUGUUAUCACCUACUAAAUUGGAGAAUGAAGAUUUGGCUACACCAACCCGUUCUCCAUUAAGCAGCUCACAUGAUGAUUCUCUUUUGAAUCGAUCUUUGAGUAUGGUUGGCAAAGAGAACCCUGAUAAUUUAGCCGAGAUAGAAGAUAUUGAUCUCGAUGAAGAAAAAAUCUUGAAAGAUGUCUAUAACAUGACAGUAAUCACCGAACGAAUGCUUGCAGUUUAUAAGAAGGCGUCUAAUUUCAAUAAUGAAAAUAUUACCAAAUUGAUAUCUGAAAGCUUGAAAGGGAUCACUGGGGAUAUACAAGAUUGCUUCGGUGUUGUGGUUAAGGAAAAAGUUGAAGCGGAGGAUAAGAAAACGAUUCAAGAAGAAAGUGAAAAGAAAGAGUUAGCGGCAGAGAAAAAAGAAGAAAUGGACAAUGAUAAAACAAUAAUCGUUAAUAUUCCACAACCUAUCCAACAGGAGACAACUGUUGUAGUUGCAGAUAACACUAUUAAUAUCAAUAAUAGUAAUUUGGAAGACGAAGAUGAAGGAGAUGCAGAUUCUAAUGUUUCAUAUAUGACUGCACUGACUCAUCAUCAUGAAUCGAGCACCGUGCCGACUCCUUCCCAC